Melampsora larici-populina 98AG31 is the source of this 2583-nucleotide messenger RNA. RefSeq lists its product as uncharacterized. The record is from RefSeq and is a predicted model, not a curated record. Bases 1 to 2583 code for a protein of 860 amino acids. Lineage: Eukaryota; Fungi; Basidiomycota; Pucciniomycetes; Pucciniales; Melampsoraceae. The transcript has a single exon.
AUGCUUGCUCAUUUAUCUUUAAGCAAAUGUUUGGGGGUAGCUGUGCUGAAAGCUCUAUUUUAUCACACAAGCUCAGGGCUAGAGUUCAGCGCUGAUAUAUUAGGUGGUACAAAUGGCAUGGCAGACCUUGCUUCAUGGAGUGAUUAUGAACCUUUCAAAGAAUCAAAACCAACAGGACUGUUUGAUCAUAAGCUACGCAAUGAAGCAAGACUGGAAGGAGAACAACUCAAUCAGGUAUUUGAUCACAGGUAUACCUGUCUUGGAAAUGAUGAUCAUGGUCCUUCAAAACGCGACAUUCUUUCAACACACCCCACAUAUUGUGAAAAUCUGACAAGAGAUAGGACUGAGCUCGCCUAUGAUGAUCCAUCCUCACUUGAUGUUCAUCUGCAACAUCUAGAUGACUUGCAAAACCCCUUUUCUGGAAAUAUAUGGGAAGAUACUCAUUGGUGGUCAACACCUCACAUGUUAUCAAGCACUCAAACAGUGGAUAUCUUUGACUCUUCUGUAUACAUCAAUGAAUAUUUUGAUUAUUUGAAUGAAAUACAUACAUAUGAAGACUUGGAGAAAAAUAAUCACCCAGGGAAAAAUACUUGUGGAUUACAGCAACUCUCAAACCCAAUUCUAGAGAGCAUCAUGACCAUCGAGGGAAAGAGCCAGUUCUCAUAUAAUCAAUACCCACACACCAUACCCUCCCAAAUUGUAGGCCAAGACAUGCCAGGCCCCAAAACAAUUUGUGGUCAAGAGGAAAAACAGGGGAAAGAUAUAAUUGAAACAUUUACUGAUGUAGGAGAUGGUACUCCAGUUCAAAUAAAUCCAAUUAGUCAUAGGGUCACUCAGGAAAUGCAGUUAGGAAACAAAUUACUGGAAUUCAGACAGGUAAAAGCUCAAUUUCAAAAAAAUAGUGUUAUGGAGCCAGAGAUACACUCUCCCACAAUUUCAAAAUCAGAGAAAAAGCAAGAAAAAUCGGUCCAGAUGGUGGGGAGAACAAAUCACAAUACCAUGCUGGAAGGGCUAAGUCACCUAAGCGUAAAAACUGAGGAUUCAGUUUCAGAGGGGAAAGCUCUGAAAAAAGAAUUGUUGGCCAAAAAACGGGGGAGGGGGAGUCAUCUAAGUAGAAAUCUAAUACCCACUUCUAUCUGCAUAGAUACCUCAAAAAAACAAAAACUCUCAUCCAUAGAGCAAAGCUGUCUCUCCAAAACCAGGACAAAGCAUGGGUUGGCUGAUUAUGCUGUUGAUCUACAAAGCAUUGGAAUGAACAGUGUCAAUAGGUCAUCAAACCUUUGCUAUGAGAUAUACAACUUUUUUUCUGAUAUAUACAAACAAAUCACAGCCCAGACCAAAUUCAUUCCAGAAGAGGUGGAAGAUAUAAAGCGGGCUGUAAGAAAUGCAGGGCAGGUAGUUGUCAUGACUUUCCUGGGUAUCUUGAAAGUGUUUGAAGGCAAAGGAUGUGGUAGCGAUGAGAUAGAUGACCUACUGAACAAUGGCUGGAAUUUCAUAAAAGAGUUCUAUGGUAGCUGGAAGAGCUCAGGAUAUGAGAAAUUUGGUUUUGGGCAAGCUGAGAAAUAUGUCUUGAAUAGUGCCUUUGAUCCUGAUUUUCACUUGAGAUACUUGAAGCUAAUGCGUUAUGCUAAAAGAAUGCCAUUGUCAUUGGCUCAUUCAAUCUCACUUCUAUGGUCUAAACAAAGAGAAAAAUCAAAAAUUCCUCAAGAUUUAUCUAAGAGCUUGCAGAAAAUAAGAGAUGCAUCCAACAAUGAGUCUCAAAGAAUUCAAGGUGGACUUUAUGACAGGAAUGGAAUUAGAAACCAUUCAUUCUGGGGACCUGCACAAUUUCUUAGGAGAAAUUUGGAAUCUUUGGGGGACACAAUGAAUUCAUCACAUCUAGUUUGGAAGUUAGCUUCAAAUGCUGCCCAAUUUCAUACACCUGCUGGCCGGAACAUAUGCAAGGAAAUGCAUGACUUCUUUGAGGAUUUGAUUGAAAAGCUUCAGCUUUCAUACAAUGAUCACAAUGGACAUCACACUUCCCAGCAUACCUCAGCUGAAUCAGAUGUAUUUUCAAGUGCUACCCAUUCAAAGAACCUCAGUCUAAUUGUGAAAGCUGUCAGUAUUGCAGAGUACAGAUUAACAGUGCCUUUUAUUGGGCUCUUAAGGAUUUUGCAUUUGAACAAUGUGACAGUGGGACAACUUCAUAGAUUGAUGAACAAUGUAGUAAACUUUCUCAAAGAUGAAUUUAGUAAAUGGGAAGAUCUAGAUUUUUGUCCAAGAAAUAUUAACAAACUGUUUGAAUACAAGAGAUGUACAUCCAAUUCACAAAAUCUUCUAGGCGAAACCAAUAAAAUGUUCCAGAAUCUCUUUGGGUAUUCAGAUAGGAAUGGAUUUCCUAGCCAAGCUAUAUUAUUUCUAUUGAGUUCAUGGCACACAUCUGUCAUCAGAAGUAAUCCAGCAUCAAAAAACUAUCUUGAUUUCCAAGUUGAGGAGAUACCUCCUUGGGACUUCAUGGAUUGGACUUCAUAUGUCAAAGAUAUUUUACUUGAUCAGGAUUCAAUAGAUGGGCAGAAGUGGAUGAGUUUCAUGAAUCAAGGUUGA